Pipistrellus nathusii (Nathusius's pipistrelle) is the source of this 2304-nucleotide messenger RNA. The record is from the annotation of a GenBank genome assembly. NCBI's taxonomy places the organism in Eukaryota, Metazoa, Chordata, Mammalia, Chiroptera, Vespertilionidae.
AUGGCAACAUAUCUGGAGUUCAUUCAGCAGAAUGAAGAACGGGACGGUGUGCGUUUCAGUUGGAAUGUGUGGCCUUCUAGCCGUCUCGAGGCUACGAGAAUGGUGGUACCUUUGGCUUGUCUCCUUACACCUUUGAAAGAACGUCCAGACCUGCCCCCUGUACAGUAUGAACCUGUGCUGUGCAGCAGGCCAACUUGCAAAGCCAUUCUCAAUCCACUUUGUCAAGUUGAUUAUCGGGCAAAACUUUGGGCCUGUAAUUUCUGUUUCCAAAGAAAUCAGUUUCCUCCAGCUUACACAGGCAUAUCUGAGGUGAAUCAGCCCGCUGAAUUGAUGCCCCAGUUUUCUACAAUUGAGUACAUGAUACAGCGAGGUCCACAGUCCCCUCUAGUCUUCCUUUAUGUGAUCGACACAUGCCUAGAAGAAGAGGACCUUCAAGCACUCAAAGAAUCUCUACAAAUGUCCCUGAGUCUCCUUCCUCCAGAUGCUCUGGUGGGUUUGAUCACAUUUGGGAGGAUGGUGCAGGUUCAUGAACUCAGCUGUGAAGGAAUCUCCAAAAGUUAUGUCUUCCGAGGGACCAAGGAUUUAACUGCAAAGCAGAUACAGGAUAUGCUUGGCCUGACCAAGCCUGCCAUGCCCAUGCAACAAGCAAGACCUGCUCAACCACAGGAGCACCCUUUUGUUUCAAGCAGGUUUCUGCAGCCUGUUCACAAGAUUGACAUGAACCUCACUGACCUUCUCGGGGAACUGCAGAGGGACCCAUGGCCCGUAAAUCAAGGGAAGAGACCUUUGCGAUCCACUGGUGUUGCUUUGUCUAUUGCUGUUGGCUUGUUGGAGGGCACUUUUCCAAACACCGGAGCCAGGAUUAUGUUGUUUACAGGGGGUCCCCCCACCCAGGGACCUGGAAUGGUGGUUGGAGAUGAAUUAAAAGUUCCUAUUCGUUCUUGGCAUGAUAUUGAGAAAGAUAAUGCACGUUUCAUGAAGAAAGCAACCAAGCACUAUGAAAUGCUUGCUAAUCGAACUGCUACAAAUGGCCACUGCAUUGAUAUUUAUGCUUGUGCCCUUGAUCAAACUGGACUUUUGGAGAUGAAAUGCUGUGCAAAUCUUACUGGAGGCUACAUGGUAAUGGGAGAUUCUUUCAAUACAUCUCUCUUCAAGCAGACAUUCCAAAGAAUUUUUAGUAAAGACUUUAAUGGAGAUUUCCGAAUGGCAUUUGGUGCUACUUUAGAAGUAAAGACCUCUCGGGAACUGAAGAUCGCAGGAGCCAUUGGUCCUUGUGUAUCUCUGAAUGUGAAAGGACCAUGUGUGUCAGAAAAUGAGCUUGGUGUCGGAGGCACGAGUCAGUGGAAAAUCUGUGCCCUAGAUGCCACAUCUACACUUGGCAUUUACUUUGAAGUAGUCAAUCAGCACAACGCCCCGAUCCCCCAAGGAGGCCGAGGUGCCAUCCAGUUUGUCACGCAGUACCAACACUCCAGCACCCAGAGACGUAUCCGUGUGACUACCAUUGCCCGAAAUUGGGCAGAUGCACAGAGUCAGUUCAAACACAUAGAGGCAGCAUUUGACCAGGAGGCCGCAGCAGUCCUGAUGGCCCGACUAGGAGUGUUCCGAGCAGAGUCAGAGGAGGGGCCUGAUAUACUCCGGUGGCUGGACCGACAACUCAUUCGACUGUGUCAGAAGUUUGGACAGUAUAACAAGGAAGAUCCCACUUCUUUUCGGUUAUCAGAUUCCUUCUCUCUGUAUCCUCAGUUCAUGUUCCAUCUUAGAAGAUCUCCAUUUCUUCAAGUGUUUAACAACAGUCCUGAUGAGUCGUCAUACUACAGACACCAUUUUGCCAGACAGGAUCUGACCCAGUCCCUCAUCAUGAUCCAGCCCAUUCUCUACUCCUAUUCGUUCCAUGGACCACCAGAGCCAGUACUGUUGGACAGCAGCAGCAUUCUAGCUGACAGAAUUUUGCUGAUGGAUACUUUCUUCCAAAUUGUCAUUUAUCUUGGUGAGACCAUCGCCCAGUGGCGUAAAGCUGGGUACCAGGACAUGCCUGAAUAUGAAAACUUCAAACACCUUCUGCAGGCACCAGUAGAUGACGCUCAAGAAAUUCUGCAAGCACGCUUCCCAAUGCCACGUUACAUUAACACAGAGCAUGGAGGCAGUCAGGCUCGCUUCCUAUUGUCCAAAGUGAACCCGUCUCAGACACACAAUAACCUAUAUGCUUGGGGACAGGAAACGGGAGCACCCAUCCUAACCGACGACGUUAGCUUGCAGGUAUUCAUGGAUCAUUUGAAGAAGCUGGCUGUCUCUAGUGCCUCUUAA